Messenger RNA from Egretta garzetta (little egret), 1626 nucleotides. It is a transcript of the gene RANBP3L, whose product is annotated as RAN binding protein 3 like. Gene Ontology annotation, cellular component: nuclear pore; cytoplasm. The record is from RefSeq and is a predicted model, not a curated record. Gene Ontology annotation, molecular function: GTPase activator activity. Bases 1 to 1626 code for a protein of 541 amino acids. The transcript has 15 exons. Gene Ontology annotation, biological process: protein export from nucleus. NCBI's taxonomy places the organism in Eukaryota, Metazoa, Chordata, Aves, Pelecaniformes, Ardeidae.
AUGAGAAACCAACCAAUUCCUGCUUGCAAAGGGAAUGUUUUAUAUACAGGCAUACAGCGCUCCUGUGCAGGCUAUGACUUUUCAGUCAGACCCGGGCAAGGUGUGAAGGCUAAGCCUGACCUCCCCAAAAGAAGAGACCGGCCCAGUGACCCCUGGGCUCUGCACCAAGCUGCUCGCCUGCAAGAACAGACGGCCCGCAGGCCCUGCCCCAGCUCCUGUGGUGGCAUGUUAAAUCCCAAGGAGGAACGCUGCACAGAGAGAUCAGUGCUUGCCCAGCCGACAUUUGUUUUUGAAAAGAAGGACCGUCCUUUGAAGAGGCCUGCAGAAGACCCAGUUUGCAAAGCUGAAAAUGAUUUCAUUAGCUGUUCCAGAAAGCGUGCAAGAUCAUCAUCUUUUACUUUCCAGAAGUCUGACUCUCAGUCUAACACAGAUACAACUCUUGCUCAGAAAAGAGGGAGAUCAUCUUCCUUUACCAUCCUUCCCACCUUCCCUCCCUCCCAGCCAGUAAAGAAGAAUAACAUAUUCAUGACCUCAGCUCUUCUUCGAAGAAACUCUGACUUUGUCAAAAGUACCAAAGAAGGAUCCUUGUCACAAAAUCAAUUGCGAAAUGUCAUUAGACCGGCCAUUUUACAACCCCCACAAGCCCUGACCUGUCCUGAAAAUCCUGUAGUAUCUCUAGUAACCAAGGAAGAAGCACAUGUUCAGCUAUCUGAAGACAGCUCUUAUUCCUCAACUGAGAAUUCAGUAAGUUCCAAAACAGCAGCAAGGUCAUCUACUACGAAGAAUCUUUCUAGCUCUAAAACAACACAAAGUCAGUUGUUUGAAGACAUAAGUGUACAAAACAGCAGCAAUUCUGAUUUUGUGUUUGGAGAAAACAUGGUUGAGAGAGUGUUGAGUCCUGAAAAGCAUACCAAGCCAUGUAAUGAAGUUGAUUCAUACAAAGGAGAAAUAACAUCCAUGUACAUAGAAUCUUCUCAUGUCGGUCCACAAACAAAAACAGCUUUGUUGAGGAAUGCAACACUAAUUGAAUCGGCAGCUGCUUGUAUUUCCAAGCCAGUGGAGAAAAUUCUGUUAGAUAAAGUUGAAGUUAUAACUGGAGAAGAAGCAGAACACAAUGUAUUACAGAUCAACUGCAAGCUCUUUCUAUUUAAUAAGCUUUCUUCAACCUGGAUUGAAAGAGGCAGAGGAUCCCUGAGGCUUAAUGACACUUCUAGCAAUAAAUGUGGAAUGCUGCAGUCAAGGCUAAUUAUGCGUAAUCAAGGCAGCUUGAGACUGAUUCUCAACACCCGACUAUGGGAUCAAAUGGUUAUAAAAAGAGCAAACAGAAAGAGCCUGUGCUUCACUGCAACAGACCAAGAGGACCACUCUGUUCAAGUAUUUCUAAUUCAGGCUAGCUCAAAAGACACUGGAUACCUGUAUGCAGCAAUACAUCACCGCCUUGUGGCAUUGCGAAGCUUUGCUGAGCAAGAGCCAGAUGCUCAUCAAGUAGACACAGAGUCAGAAAUAGCUUUUCAGCCAUUAAACUGUGAUAGUGAUGAUGAAGAUGAUGAAAAAAUAACUCAAGUGAGCAGCAGUGGAUCUGAUCAUUCUAGAUGGAACCGCAGGCACUAUGUAGCCUGCUCAUGA